This is a messenger RNA of Protopterus annectens (West African lungfish), 2079 nucleotides long. RefSeq names its product cap-specific mRNA (nucleoside-2'-O-)-methyltransferase 1-like. The transcript has 5 exons. Gene Ontology annotation, cellular component: nucleus; cytoplasm. Gene Ontology annotation, molecular function: methyltransferase cap1 activity. Gene Ontology annotation, biological process: 7-methylguanosine mRNA capping. Lineage: Eukaryota; Metazoa; Chordata; Ceratodontiformes; Protopteridae. The record is from RefSeq and is a predicted model, not a curated record.
AUGUUUAAGAAAAUCAAGAGAAGGGAGGUCGACGAAGAACAGGACCAGGAACAAAUGGUAGAAGAAAGGACAUUUAUACGAUCACUGCCAAAGUCAUCCAAAUGUAACAUUUUGUACAAUUCUAAUAUGGACUUUAAAAUUUUCAAUUAUUCUGACAUUGACAUAACAUCUGACAUGGUUGACUUACUAGCGAAAGGCCACACCUUUGUGCCUACAGUACAUCUAGAUGUGGCAACUACUUUGAUAGACUUGAAACUAUUUGUUCGGAAACUGAACCUAGUGGCACUAAUGGGGGAACAAAUUAAUACUAAAAGUGACUAUUAUGUGUCUAGUGUAUACAAUCCACCUCUGCACCCUUUAAUAGGGCUUUUUGAACAAGUUAUGUUCAGAGGCGCUUAUGUGAUUUCUGGGGAUUCGAGUGGGAAACCAUUGCUUAAAGAACGGGAUCCAGAACUGCUGUACUUUGCUGACGUUUGUGCAGGGCCUGGUGGAUAUUCAGAGUAUGUCCUUUGGCUCUGGAAGUGGCAUGCAAAGGGGUUUGGGAUGACUUUGAAGGGCCCCAAUGAUUUUAAAUUGGAAGAUUUCUAUGCAGCUCCUAGUGAACUCUUUGAACCAUAUUAUGGUGAAGGUGGAAUAAAUGGUGAUGGAGACAUUAUGUGGCCUGAGAAUAUCUCUGCAUUCUGUAACUUUGUGUUAGAGAAUACAGACAGAAAGGGGGUGCAUUUUCUAAUGGCUGAUGGGGGUUUCUCUGUCAAAGGACAGGAAAACAUACAAGAGAUCCUCAGUAAGCAGCUUCUGUUGUGUCAGUUCCUAAUGGCACUGAGUGUUGUUCGAACAGGUGGACAUUUUGUCUGUAAAACCUUUGAUCUGUUUACUCCAUUCAGCUUGGGACUUGUUUACCUCCUGUACUGCUGUUUUGAGCGAAUCUCUCUCUUUAAACCUUUGACUAGCCGUCCAGCCAAUUCUGAAAGGUAUAUAAUCUGUCAAGGUCUGAAAGCUGGAAUUGAAUCAGAUCGUGACUAUCUGUUCAGUGUAAACAUCAAACUGAACCAGCUCAAGAACUCGAAGCAAGAUGUGAAUACAGUCGUCAGUAUGUCAGUGAUGAAAGAGGACACAAAUUUUUAAAAUUCUAUGAUGAGUUCUAAUGAAGGACUUUGUGCAGUGCAGAUCAAGGCAUUAGCUAAAAUCCAUGCUUUUGUUCUAAACCCGACACUAAGUGUUCCAACACAGGUGGAAAUUCAUAAAGAAUGUCUGAAACUCUGGGGAAUUCCUGACCAGGCUCGAGUAGCUCCAUCAUCCUCUGACCCAAAAUCAAAAUUCUUCGAACUAAUCCAGAAUAUGGAUAUUGAUGCAUUUAACUAUAAGCCAACACUGCUAACCAUUAAAAAUCUGGAAAAGAUCCACCAAGUUUUUGACUACAGAUGUAUGGUUUCUGGAGGAGAACAGGUGUUUCUGCUACCUUUAGGGCUGCAUCGUCAACAGGAUCCAUCUGAUGGUGGUGAAGCAGAUGACAGCAUACCACAGCCAGCAGGUCCAUUUGUUGGUGGUGAAGCAGAUGAUGAAUUCUUCAGAGAAGCAUAUGAGAGUAAUGAAUAUCCCUGGUUUCUUUUUACAUUUCGGAAAGUACAAGCCAAAAGCAACUCAAAAUCAAAACAAGACCUUCACAUUGAACACAAAACUAGAUCCAGUUUCGGAGCUGUGGUGUUUUUUCAAAUUUCUACUGUUUGUGGACGUUUAUUGGUGUUUGCUAGUCAUUUAGUGGAAACACCGACGCACCGGAAGUAUGGACGACUCUACACUCAGCGAGGUAACCUCACUCAGCUGCUAGAAUUGAUGAACCAGCGACUGGAUAAACUAACGGCUAAAGUGGACCAAGUUACACAGCAGCAGGAGCUAGGGCCUGAUUACAACUGCACACAUAAGAGGAACAGCAUUAAUAAUGCAAACGGAGGACAGAGCAAGGGGCCAGUUCAAAGCACACAACCGUUCGUAGGCCAGAGGUGUCAACCAGGGGAAGCUGAUGGAGAACCCCACCGUACUUCAUCUUUGGAUGGGAACUACCAGCUAACAAACACAUGA